AAGAAGAAGAAGAAGAAGAAGAGGUGUUGAGACCCAUCCGGAGAAGGAGAACUGAGAGCAUCAUGGAGGAGAACAAAGAGACCCCUGGAGCUCAGAAACUGAAAGGAAAGAGACGUCACAGCUGUCAGCAAUGUGACAAAUCAUUUACACAAUCUGGAGAUUUAAACCGCCACCUGCGUAUUCACACAGGAGAAAAACCGUACAGCUGUGAAGAGUGUGGGACAACUUUCAGUCAAGCAAGUAAUCUCAAAUCACAUCAACUAUUCAUACUGGAGAAAAACCGUACUGGUGUGAAGACUGUGGGAAAACGUUCACUAGAUCAGAUGCUCUCAAAUUACAUCAACUAUUCACACUGGAGAAAAACCGUACAGCUGUGAAGAGUGUGAGAAAACUUUCACUACAUCAAGUGCUCUAGAAUCACAUCACCGUAUUCACACUGGAGAAAACCCGUAC
Molecule: messenger RNA, 453 nt
Organism: Gymnodraco acuticeps
Lineage: Eukaryota; Metazoa; Chordata; Actinopteri; Perciformes; Bathydraconidae
Product: zinc finger protein 431-like
Exons: 3
Coding region: 63-377 (104 amino acids)
Biological process (GO): regulation of transcription by RNA polymerase II
Cellular component (GO): nucleus
Molecular function (GO): RNA polymerase II cis-regulatory region sequence-specific DNA binding; DNA-binding transcription activator activity, RNA polymerase II-specific
Source: RefSeq, a predicted model, not a curated record